Molecule: messenger RNA, 291 nt
Organism: Harpegnathos saltator (Jerdon's jumping ant)
Lineage: Eukaryota; Metazoa; Arthropoda; Insecta; Hymenoptera; Formicidae
Exons: 2
Source: RefSeq, a predicted model, not a curated record
AUGAAAUAUUUAAUCAGUGGGUGUAAAAGACAUCGAGUUGAAGAUUAUCUUCAUGUUGUGGAUAGUUGGACAGAUUUAGAAUUUAAAGAGCACUUGCGAAUUAAGCGUAAUUUAGCAAUUCGAUUAAUAGAUGAAUUGCAUGAAAGUGGAUUUAUUCCUUCUCAUUCGUUUGGAGUGAGACCAAUUGAAGCGAAACUCAGCUUUCUUAUAUUUUUGUGGCACUUGGCAAAUACAGAACCUCUACGAACAAUAUCAGAUAGAUUUGACGUUUCAAUUUCAUCUGUCUUUCGA